CGCUCUUGUCGUUUGUCUUCGCGAUGACGUCACGGCGGACACGCCCAGCCUCUUCCUCGCUGCUGUGAGUAAAGUCGGAAACACAAGUUCAACCGCAUCUUUUAUGUAACGUUAGCCGAAUACCGUUACUCUGCUACCGAGCCAAAGCAAGGUAGCCAGACAGGAGAAACUGAAAACAUGGCGAAAACGUACGAUUAUCUGUUCAAACUGCUGCUUAUCGGAGACAGCGGGGUGGGCAAGACGUGCCUGCUAUUUCGAUUCAGUGAGGACGCGUUCAACACCACUUUCAUCUCCACUAUAGGAAUUGACUUUAAAAUCAGAACAAUUGAGCUGGAUGGGAAGAAGAUCAAGCUUCAGAUCUGGGAUACAGCCGGACAAGAGAGGUUCAGAACCAUCACCACUGCUUAUUAUAGAGGAGCAAUGGGAAUUAUGCUGGUGUAUGAUAUCACAAAUGAGAAAUCAUUUGAGAACAUCAAGAACUGGAUCAGGAAUAUUGAGGAGCAUGCAUCAUCAGAUGUGGAACGGAUGAUAUUGGGUAACAAAUGUGACAUGAAUGAUAAGAGACAAGUUUCAAAAGAAAGAGGGGAAAAGCUAGCUAUUGAUUAUGGAAUCAAGUUCUUGGAAACCAGUGCAAAAUCUAGCACAAAUGUGGAAGAGGGCUUUGUCACUCUUGCUAGAGACAUCAUGACAAGAUUAAACCGAAAAAUGAAUGAGAAUAACCCUUCAGGAGGAGGAGGAGCCGUGAAAAUCACAGAGAGUCGAUCCAAGAAGCCAAGCUUCUUCCGCUGCACUCUGCUCUAACCCGGCAACUUCUGCAGCCUCAGUGUGUGAAUGAUUAAUUUCUCUAUGUGUGUUUGAGCUCAGCGCGUGUGUGUUUGUGUGAGGGUUUACCGUACCACUGGACUUUCAGCUGUUAGCUGCUGCUGAGAGCUCUGGACUUUAGCCUGCCUCAUCUAUACGAAUUGAAGGCCUGAAGAUAGUGUG
Messenger RNA from Sinocyclocheilus anshuiensis, 984 nucleotides. Its product is annotated as ras-related protein Rab-8B-like. The transcript is spliced from 8 exons. The record is from RefSeq and is a predicted model, not a curated record. Lineage: Eukaryota; Metazoa; Chordata; Actinopteri; Cypriniformes; Cyprinidae. Bases 178 to 801 code for a protein of 207 amino acids. Gene Ontology annotation, molecular function: GTPase activity; GTP binding.